AUGACUGCCACACUUGGGCAGGCCCUGGGCUCCCUCCUGCCCACUCUUCUGCUGGGACUCACAGCUGGGCAGCCCUUCAUCACACUGAUAGGCCCGGCUCAGAGGGCAGCCCCUGGAAAUUCAGUGCCUUUCAACUGCACCGCUGGGGCCUUCAGCUCCCAGGAUUUCAAUGUCACCUGGAUGAAGGACAGGGAUGAGCGUCCAGCCUCAGCUCAGCACCUGGUGACUGACGACAAAGGCAAUUACUCCGUUACCAGUAAGGUGUGGGUGACACUGGUGCACCAAGAUGUCUCAUCAAAGAUCACCUGUGAAGUCACCCACAAGGACCUGGCAGAGCCCCUGCAUAAGACCAUGAACCUCUCCCAAGUGCUCCGAGUUGUCCCCACCGUGAAGAUUACUGCCAAGCCCUCUGAGGCAUACACCGCCCAUCAGAGAGUGAAUCUCACUUGCCUCGCCAGCUACUUCUAUCCCUCCCACCUGCAUCUCACCUGGAUGAAGAACAGGCAUACCAUCCAGACCGUGUUGUCCCCCCAGGCCACGAGAAACUCAGAUGGGACCUACUCUCUGGAGCACACGUUGCAGGCAGAGGCCACGGUGGCAGCGACCGAGUUUGCCUGCUGGGUGGUCCAGGAUGAUCAGCCCCCAGUCCAGGCCAACAUCACCCUGCGGGUUCGGGCACGCCACGAGCGGAAAGGUGGGAGGGUCUUUCACACCUUGAAAGGCCCCCUUCAGCGAUCUGAGCCGGGCACAAGCAUCCAGCUGAUGUACAUGUCCACCAGAUUGUCCACACAGCAGGUCACGGUGACCUGGGUGAAAAACAACCACACGCUGCUGAAUCCCCAGACCAGUGUCCACCUCAGUGGAGACACCUACAAUGUGACCAGCAGUGUGCGCAUCCCCCUGCAGGCUGAUGAUGUGCUCUCCCAGGUCUUCUGCCUCGUCUAUCUCGAGUCCAAACUGGUUCUCCAGGAAGCUGUCAAUCUGAGCCAGUACCUCCGUGUUUCCCCUACAGUGACAGUUUCCCAGGCUUCACCCGUCUCGGACUUGGCGGCCAUUACUUGCCAUGUGCGGAGAUUCUAUCCACAAAGUGUGAAUCUUACCUGGCUGGAGAACUGCGAUGCAUUCAAGGGAGCUGAGCAGUCCACAUCCAGGCAGAAUAGCGAUGGGACCUACACCCUGGAAAGCUUGCGAUGGGUGAACGCGUCCGUGCAGGGGUCUGAGAGGGUGCUCACCUGUAUGGUGCAGCAUGAGGCACGGACUCCCGUCCGGGCCCACCUCAUACUGUUCCCAGCAGCCCACGCCACGUACAAGCCCAUUGAAAGCCCAGGUACAGAGAUGACUGCCCUUAUCUUUGUGGCUUUUCUCCUGGGCCUCAAGGUGCUGCUGGUGAUCAGUUUCACAGUCGUCUACGUCCACAGGUGGUGGGACCUGCGACAGCUCCUGCCUGCCCUGUGAUCCAUUGCAUCCUGCCUUCCCCAAAAGGCUCAAUUGGAGAGAAGAAACUUUACAUGUUUUAAAUUUUAUAUAAAUGCUAUUAUACUGUAUACAACAUUCUGGAACUUAAUUUUUAUGCUUAACACUGUUUUGUGUGUUUUAAUAAUGUUGAUAUAUAUAGCUAUAUUUUAUUAAUUUCCUACUGCUCUACAGUUUUUUCUUGUAAGAUAUGCUACAAUCUAUCGAUGCUUCUCUAGAUGGAACUGAAACUUUAUUUAAUGUCCUGCUAGUGCACCUUGGCAACACACAUUCUAUUUUUGUUUCCUUGGCUAAGCCAUGAACUCUAAGAGCUCUGAGCUGUCACACAUUUUGGGGAGAGUCCCUCUUGUUCCUCUUGUUUGGGCCAUAAGCAACAGUGUUGGUAUCAUUUGGGAGCUUUUGUUAUACAAAGAUAAGCUUUAAAUUUUUUAUCAAGUUUUGCUCUUUGAUUUAUGCCUCUGACCUAGACAUGUUUUUCUGGUACCUGUGUCUAUGUGUAUUAUAGGUGGUAGGGAUCUUUUCUUUUUCGAUUACAGUUGACAUUCAGUAUUAUUUUAUAUUAGUUUCAGGUGUUCAUCAUAGUGGUUAGACACUUAUAUAAUUUACACAGUGAUCCCCCAGUAAUUCUAAUACCCACCUGGCACCAUUCAGAGUAAUUACAAUAUUAUUGACUGU
Molecule: messenger RNA, 2148 nt
Organism: Miniopterus natalensis
Lineage: Eukaryota; Metazoa; Chordata; Mammalia; Chiroptera; Miniopteridae
Source: RefSeq, a predicted model, not a curated record